Molecule: messenger RNA, 1473 nt
Organism: Colletotrichum phormii
Lineage: Eukaryota; Fungi; Ascomycota; Sordariomycetes; Glomerellales; Glomerellaceae
Exons: 5
Coding region: 1-1473 (490 amino acids)
Source: RefSeq, a predicted model, not a curated record
AUGUCUUCAACAUCACACAGCAAGAAGCAAUGGGAUCCAAGAUGGGACGGCCUUCCCAGGAAAAUCCGACUUCUCAUCACACAAUACCUGAUACAAGACGGAUGUCCGCUUGCUCCCUUGGCCACGGUAUCUCGAGAAAUGCAAACGGACAUCGAGCGACACAACUUUGCCUGGAUUAGACUGACGCCGUCACGCCUUGCUAGUUUUCGUGCUAUGAUCCAGAGAACUCGGGGUCUCGUCGGCUACAUCUGGUUCUGCUUAGAACUCGACGAUACUUCAGAUGAGUUCACAGAGGGAUGUGAGAUCAGCGGCACAGAUAAAUGUCCCAUCACCGCGUCGUUCCAGGACCUUUUCUCGGUUCUCGGCGAAUGGGAACCUCACGGCGAUUUGACACUCGAUAUUAGUCUAUACUCAACCAGCGACUCGGACAUUGUUGGUCAUGCUAUCGAGAAGGCAAGUCGCAAGUAUCACGACCCUAAACAUGGCUGGUUAAACGGCUCUAGGCACCUCGCCUCGCCUCCGUGGGCCCUCAGGAAACUGUUCCAUCUCAUCAUGGAACAGGGACCGCAUGAUAGUGAUCAAGGAGAACUCGACUGGUGGGAUCAACUUCCGUCAGUUCCAGCUGUGACGAGUUUACUUCUUCGUCAACAGAACCGCCGGAGAUGGAAACCGGUAUCGCUGGCACACAUGUUUGCCCAGUUCCCAAGACUCCAGGAACUCCACUACGAACCGUGGAGGGAAUGGGAGGAUUGGACGCAGGACCCUACAGAUAGAGAAUAUAAGCAUCUCUUCGAGUCAAUCCAACGUUCCAACAAAAGCCUAAGGAAACUCUACCCAGCCAACAUGCGUCCUUACGGAAACUACGGCGGGUUCCUUGCGGGAACUCACGCCUUUCGCGAGCCCGUCCGAGCUGUCGGCCAGAUGAUUGCGCUCGCCAGCCUCAAACUUGAGCACCUUGCAGCAUCCUACAUCACAGACACGAGCCACUUCUUCGAGAUCCGAUCCGAGUGGGCGUGGCCGAACCUCAAAUCGCUGACUCUCACUGCAAAGAUACUCACGCCCGAUAAAGUCGACUCAACCGGGAUCGGAGCCCUGCUCCUGGCAGCGGCGGCAGCGGCCGAGAAGAUGCCCCGAUUAGAAACCAUGGAUAUCUGGAACGGGCGAAAGGGGUUGGCUGCGCUUUUCAGGUAUCAGGUGUUCCGCAACGAAGGGGAAGCUGUCCUCACUUGGAGAGGCACGUUGGACUUGGCCAUGGAACCAGCUGUAAUUCAGGCCUGGCAAGUUGUGACGAAGCAGUAUGAUAUUUCGAGACUCGAUGUGGUUGUAGAACGGCUGUAUGGAGCUAUUAUCAGAUCCCACGGAGAUGCAAUACAGCACUUGGGGCUUUCAAGCCAGGUCAUUCGGCCCGUCUCGUUGCAGCAGAUUCGGAUUAACCAAAAGGCUUUAGAGGGUGUAGCCACUGUUGAGAGUUAG